ACAUUUCAAUAUUUUCAACGUGUUGUCUACCUAGUACAGCUUCCUUUUAUACAGCACCAUAGGUAUAAAAAGACAAUACGGGAAAAUAAAUGUGCCACCCUAGCAGGAUCAUGCCAUUAUAAAUAAGAUCUGCUUCUCCCUCUCCCCUUUUUCCUUAUUUGUUUACCACUGAGAAAUAUUCUGAACCUGCAAAGUUGAGCGCCUAUUCCUAUAAAUCCUUUUGUUCCUAUCACUGACCGUUUCCCUCUAAUAUUCAGGGAUGCUGAUAUUGACAAACUGAAGGAGUCUUGUAUUCUUAUCUAUUUACACAACUAAAAAGUUGCUCUUCACAUGUGUAACUGCCUUAUAGUUGACAGUCCCAAUUUUGCUGGGACAUUCUUGAGUUUUGAGUUCCUGGCAAAAAUAGGAACCUGUCCCAACUUACCCAGCAAUCAGACCAUUGUACUUUGAUCUCAGCAAAUAUUGGAACUCCACCCACCUAUCACCCAACCCUCACGCGUUGCUGCCUCUGCCUGUCAAGCUCUGAUUUUGCCUGUCUCCUUUCAAUUCCCCUCAAAUACUUCUCCCAUGCAGUAUAAGCAUACUUGGCUUCAAUCUCUAGCCCACAACGACAUACCCCUGCCUCCCCACACCUAAUGCUGUAUCUCUGCCUCCUUAGCUUUUUCCUCUGUGCUCCUGACCCUUUCUACCAAGUCCAUGCUCUCAGUUAAUAAGGUGCUACCUGAUCCUACCUGCUGCUACUGCUGGAAUAAAGAGAGGAAGACACUUAAGGGAGAUAACCUGGCCAAGCAUCAGUUCACUGCCAUCAGCCUCAGUCUAUAUUCAUCUGCUGCAGCCCACUCUCAUUAGCCUCAGCCAACCCUCACCUGCUGUGCCCAGUGUACCCCAGGAAAGACACCCGCCUGCACCCAAAAGAAAUGAUCAGUCAGAUACAAUUGACGAAAUGUUAUAAAAUGGAUUAUCCAGAAAAGAGUAUAUGUUUAGUAUUAAACAUGGAAAACUUUAGCAGUCCAGAAUUACCUAAACGAGAAGGUACAGACAAGGAUGCAAAAGCGCUUCAGAGCACCUUUGAAGAUUUUGGAUUUCAUGUAAAAUUGGAAGAAAACCUGACCUAUGUACAAAUCAAAGCUGUUAUGGAGAAAGUGGCUGCGGAGGAUCACAGUCAGAGAAGCUGCUUUGUGUGCGCUGUGCUGAGCCAUGGCUGUGAAGAUGGAAUAUAUGCACGGGACCGCCUCUUCUCAUUAAAGUGGUUAACUCAAUUCAUCAUUAAGGACAACUGCAAGAGUCUUGCGGGAAAGCCAAAGCUGUUCUUCAUACAGGCGUGCAGAGGAGAGCAAUUUGAUCAAGGUAUUGAGACAGACAGUGGUUUUGAAGCAAAUGAUUCUCUGUUUACUACAGUUGAUCAAGAUUUCUUAUAUGCAUACGCCACACCGCCUGGGUACUUUGCUUGGAGAAAUCUCAAUGGUUCAUGGUUCAUCCAGUCUCUCUGUAAGACCCUGAAAGAAUAUGGAACUGAAUUGGAACUUCUACAAAUACUGACCCGUGUUAACUACAUUGUGGCACGAGAUUAUGAAUCAAAGAAUAGCACAAACAGUGGCAAAAAGGAAAUGCCAUGUGUGGUUACUGGGCUAAUUAAACUACUAUACUUACCAUCUUUUAAGAAAAAAAAAAUGCAACUAAAAAUGCGUAUCUGAUGACAGAGUUCUGGCGGCAGGUAGUUGAUCUGGGUAAAGCUAUACAAAAUAGAGUUUUAGACCUGAUACAAUACAAUUAGCCCAAAGAUGGCUCACUGCCGACAGUGCGUUGAUCUCCCAGGUCAUAGCUCAGUUGAAAGACAACUGCUUGAUGGAUAAAUUAACAGCACAGGUCACGAACACUCAGAAAAACUUUCAAAAGGUGUGGAGUCCAUGGGAAAAGUAUGAUGUGUGAGUCGAUCGAGAGAUUUUAGGGAAGGUGAACAGGCUUUCUAUCCUCUGACAUCAUGGGUUUGUUUUUUAUUAUUUUUUAAUAUUGUUUAUGAUCGCACACAAAUGUUCAUGCAUAAUACUGCCUUAUUUUAUAAUUCAAUUAAUGUGGGCUCGGCACGCAGGGAUGUAGAGCCAAUAUAGACACAAUGUUGAUCCGUUAUGCACUGUUUUUAUAUGUUAACUCACAGUUUUUAUU
Messenger RNA from Pelobates fuscus (common spadefoot toad), 2163 nucleotides. Its product is annotated as caspase-3-like. The record is from RefSeq and is a predicted model, not a curated record. NCBI's taxonomy places the organism in Eukaryota, Metazoa, Chordata, Amphibia, Anura, Pelobatidae. Bases 918 to 1694 code for a protein of 258 amino acids. The transcript has 6 exons. Gene Ontology annotation, biological process: proteolysis. Gene Ontology annotation, molecular function: cysteine-type endopeptidase activity.